Molecule: messenger RNA, 2600 nt
Organism: Camponotus floridanus (Florida carpenter ant)
Lineage: Eukaryota; Metazoa; Arthropoda; Insecta; Hymenoptera; Formicidae
Exons: 10
Coding region: 68-2530 (820 amino acids)
Molecular function (GO): RNA binding
Source: RefSeq, a predicted model, not a curated record
GUAGAGUGUAAAAAGUGCAAGCAAAACGAACACUAAAUACUAUUCUAUUUAUGUCAACAAAUCACUAAUGUUAAAUGCGUUAAAAAGGACUGUUCAUAUAAAACGUAUUGCAUUUUGUAUAAUGAAUGUAUUAGAACCAGAAUUAAUUUGGGUUAAUGGACACUGCUAUAGAUUUUAUGAAAGUAGUGCCUGGAAAAAUAUUGAUACAUCAGUUCCCUACAUGGAGGACAGAGAAUCAGUUUGUUCAGAUGAGGAAUCUGAAAUUAAUAUAGAAAUAGUACCUCACAAUGGGCGCUUCAAACAUACCUUCUAUGUACCCAAAGUAUACUAUUCGUAUAUAAUUGGUGCAAAAGGUAUGACACAUAAAAAAUUGGAAAAUGAGACAAAAGCAACUAUAGAUGUACCAAAAAAGGGAAAAAAUGGAAAUAUCGUUAUUACUGCAUCAGAUCGUAAAGCUGUAGUAGCUGCAAGACAUAGAAUUGACUUACUAAUGGAAACUUCAAGAAAGAAAAUACCUUAUACACAUUUUUUAUCUAUUCCAUUGAAUAAAAAGGAAAUAAUGGAUAAUUAUAAUUCUUUUAAGAAUGAUGUAUUGGAAAAGUAUGACAAAACUACAUACAAUAUUGAUAAAUCACUUUUCCAAACACCAUCUAAGUUACAUCUCACUAUUGGAAUGCUCAAAUUACUUGAUGAUAAUGAAAAAAAACAAGCUAUUGAUGCUCUCAUGAAUUGUAAAGAGAAAAUCAUAGAUCCUUUUCUUGGAGAAACUGAGCCAAUAAAUAUACAAUUACAAGGGGUCGCAUGUAUGAAUGAUGAUCCCACUGAAGUUAAAGUUUUAUUUGCACAAGUCGUGCAGCAUAAAAAAUUACAAGAACUUGUGGAUAAAAUUGCUGAUUAUUUUAUCGAUAUAGGUUUGAAGGAGAAAGAAUAUGAAACAAUAAAAUUACAUGCUACUCUAAUGAAUACAUCAUUCAAACAAGAUUACCAAGCAAGAUUUAAAGAAAAAUUUAAUGCAAGUGAAAUCUUAAAAGUUUAUAAAAAUACGUUAUUUGGCAAAACUAUAUUUAAUCAAAUUGAUAUAUCUGAACUUCAUACUGCUACUAAGGAUGUUGCAUAUGCUGUGACAGAAUCUGACAUCAUGGAAAUCAACGAUGGGAUUUCAACAAUAUUUUGUUCAGAACACACUUUACAAAUGAAUGGCACUUUUAAUGCUUUUCAAAUGACUCAACGACCAGAAAUAACAUCUAAACGAAAGCAUUUAAGGUUAAAAAAAAGCAUGAGUUUGCCAGAUGAUACAUUAGAAUAUUGGGGAUUUUAUUUACUGAAAGGUGCAACUGUAACACUCUCUGUGUGUUCAAGGUUUCCAGGAGCCUCUAUAUUAGUGGUAAAAGGAGAAAGAAAUCUACAUACUUGUGGUUUGUUAGAACACAAUAUCAAUAAGGAGCAAGCACCAAAUAUCUAUUUACCAGGUGCAAAUAAACAGGUUAAAGUAAUAUAUGAAUCAAAUGCACAAGAAAUUAAUUCUAAAGAACCAACUAUGGUUGAGCCUCUUAAUAUACGAACUACCAAUAUACACAUAUCAAAUGUAAGCUCUGAAAAUCCUAUGGAUGGGAAUGAGAAGGUUCUUAUAAAUUACAAUAAUAAUAAUAAUACAUUAUCGCAUAAGUUUGACGAAAAUUUGAAAGAUAUAGAGAUAUUAUAUAAUACUGCAGCAUCUUAUAUCAAAAAACAUAUAGAUGAUCAAGAAAGCAUAAAUAGCACUAGAACAUUAAGACAUCUUAGACGUAAGAUGAGAAAGAACAAAAAGAAAAAAAUGAGACAAAAUAAAAAAUAUAUAAAAGAUCAAGAUAGAAAAUUGCACAUACAAAAAUUAAAACAAGAAUUGCAUUCUGAUAAAAUUGAUGAAAAAGAAAUGGUUGGACAGGAAAUAAAAAAUGAGAUGGGCAUCAAAAGAUUUAAAAGAAAUCGAGAACUUAUAAAGCCACCAUCUUUAUUAGAUCAAGGCAUCAGGCAUGGUGGAAAUGCUAAUAAAAAUUUCACAUCUAGUUCUAACGAAGAUUCAUCUGUUUCCAGUUUUGAAAGUAGCUUAUUCAGUUGUUAUGGAGGAGCGAUAUUGUUAACUCAUGAAUUUGAACCUUCAAAUCAGUGUACUAAUAUUUCUUAUUUGCUCAGUAGUAAACACGCACAAGCAAACCAUCAUGUACAAGAAGAUGGUUACUAUUAUUACAUUUUCUAUAGCGAUAACGAUAUUGUGUCCAAUGAUAUUCAUGCGAUUUUUGAUAUAUAUAAGCCAACUUUUCAAUACGAAAAUGUGUCUAAAUCAUGUAUAAAUGCAGCUGAAUGCUCAUUUACUUUAAAUCCAUUGUCAGCAGAUAGAAUAAUUGUUGAAAUACCAACUAAGGAUGGUAUAGAACUUAAUGAGAUAGAUGAUACUAAUAUAUUAAUUUCUAUUUGCCAGCCACGGAUGGGUGCAUAUAUAUUUUUUCCAAUUGCGAUGUUAGUUUCAGUUCUUGCUUGUGCUUUUAUAUAAAUAUGGAUGGAUCUCUGAUUUUAAAGGUAUCUUCAUAAAAAAUGUAGAAAUUUUUUAUAAUUAAGAAAUG